Rotaria sp. Silwood1 is the source of this 1284-nucleotide messenger RNA. NCBI's taxonomy places the organism in Eukaryota, Metazoa, Rotifera, Eurotatoria, Philodinida, Philodinidae. The record is from the annotation of a GenBank genome assembly.
AUGGCUACAAACAAUGAAUGUUUUACAUGUCGUCAAACGAAUAAAAAGAAAAGAAGUAGUAUUAUGUGUACUGGUUGUUCUCAACGUUUUUGUCAACCACAUCAUCAAGAACAUCGCCAGUUGAUUGAAAAAGAUUUCGAUCGUCUUAUAGAACAACAUAAUGUUCUAAGACAACGUUUAUUCAGUGAACAUGAUGAUCAAAAUAGUACAAAAUUACACUUAUUGAAAAAAAUCGAUACAUGGGAAAAAGAUAUGAUAAAAAAUAUUCAAGCAACAGCAGCUGCAUCUAAAACACGUCUAAUUAAUAUGAUAAAUGAAGAAAAAAACCAAUUGAAGAAUAAUUUUACAUUGAUGGCUAACGAAUUAAAAUCAAAUCAAACUGGCAAUGAUUAUGUUGAAACAGAUCUUUACGAAUGGCAAAAACAGUUAAAUGACUGCAAACAAAAAUUUGAGCAAUUUAUGUUAUCAAAUAAUAAUUUUAUUGAUAUUUCUAUAAACCCAACCGAUUUUGAAAAUAUUAUUAGUAUUAGUCGAGGUAAUGACAUAAAAAUAAGGACAAGAUUACCUGCUUCUCAAACCAGAAUAAUUGUACACGAAAGAAAUAUCGCUUGUAAAAGCUGUAAUAGGUCUUUUCCUAGAAGUUCUGGUCAUGUGGAAUUUUGCUCAGCCGACUGUUCUGAAAGAUAUACACAGCCAUAUUCAGAUAAUAAUAGUGAUGACGAUGGUGGUAAUGGUGGUGAUGGUUGUUUUUAUGGAAAUUGCACUGUUUUGUUGUCAAAUGGAUUAACGAAACUUGUCAAAGAUAUUCGCCGAGGUGACGUUCUUCGAACUCCAGAUGGUGUAGAAGCUACUGUUACUUAUGUUGUUAAGAUUAUGUGUGCCAAAGGUAAAGCAUCUAUGGUUACUUUUGAUAAUGGUUUAAUUAUUACCCCAUGGCAUCCAAUACGAAUUGAUGGUAAGUGGAAAUUUCCUCAUGAUAUUCGUCAUGAACAAGAAAUUGAAUGUCAAGAAAUGUACAAUUUCGUUCUCGACCAAUGUCAUAUUUCAAUUAUAAAUGGUUUUGAAUGUGUCACUUUGGGACAUCAUUUUAAAGGAGAAGUUAUUGAACAUCCAUAUUUUGGUACGGCAAAAGUUGUGGAUGAUCUACGCGCAAUGGACACUUUAAACACUGGUUUUAUUGAACUAUUACCGAAGUCAACUGUUCGUGACACUAAAACAAGAUUAGUAACAGGAAUUCGUAGGUUCAGUGGAACCUUUAACAUGUCAACGAUUCUCUCGUGUUGA